Carassius carassius (crucian carp) is the source of this 2518-nucleotide messenger RNA. RefSeq lists its product as uncharacterized. The record is from RefSeq and is a predicted model, not a curated record. NCBI's taxonomy places the organism in Eukaryota, Metazoa, Chordata, Actinopteri, Cypriniformes, Cyprinidae. The transcript has 15 exons. Bases 125 to 1267 code for a protein of 380 amino acids.
GAAGAAGAAGAAGAAGAAGAAGAAGAAAACGAGGGAAAAUAAGCAGGAAAAGGUAAACAAGGAGGAAAAGGAAGCUUGGAAAAAAACUUGACCAAGUUGAAAAUGAAUAACCUUGACCCCGAAGAUGCCAUAUUCCUGGUUGAUGCGUUCCUGGAUGAGUGCAAGGUGGAUCAGCAUGGACAAACUAAAGGAGGGUCAAAACAAUCCAAAAAUCUGUGUUUGGCCUGAUGAGGACAAAGAUGGUCAACCUCUGCCAAAAAGAUGUAGAGCUGGAGAGAAACGAAAGCGAGAUUCAGCUACUGUUUCUUCAGCAAGCGUUAAAAGCGUGUCCUGUGCUCCAUCUACCAGCACAACUGAAGACACUGUGAUCAUCGAAAAUUUUGACUCUCUCAUUCAAGAUGUCCGAGACCUCUUGGGAAGUGGUGUUGAACAACCUUUCCCCUCAGACUGGAGGAACAGGCAAACUACCUCUCUGGAGAAUUGGACAGUAAUGAGGCCCUUCAUGGUGAACAAUAUGUUGUCAUCUGAGAAGCCCAAGGAGGGGGUUUGCCAUCACUGUGGACACAAUGCUGCAGUAGUGAUGUGUAGGGACUGUUUACCGCGAUCACUCUACUGCUCAGCCUGUGACCUUUCCACACAUGAGGCCCUGGUGCUUCAUAACAGAGCAUCCAUGGUGGAGGGAUUCUUCAGACACCUGCCGCCAUCCACUUUUGUUCAGCAGCACGAGGAAGGGAAAUUCUCCUAUCAUGAAAAAGAUUGCAUGUUACCAAUCGUUCCUCCCUGCUGCGACUGCUCCACUGGGCAAACAAGCUUUUCCAAGGGAAAGCCAGUUAUUUUAAUUGGAAUGAAUGGAAGGUACAACCUCUUCCUUCCAUCAGUAAACUGCUCCUGUGGAAAAACCUUGCCAGUGACCAUAAGUGAUCUAGUUGAAAGUGGUUACUGGCCAGCAACUGUCAAUUUUGAGACCUUGUACUUGGUGGACUUGUUCACCACGUAUGAGGAUCUAAAAAUCACUGCCCCAGGGAUGUCGAGACAAGCUUUUGUCAGCAUGCUCGAGUGUCGUACCAAACUCUUCGGGCGAAGUGGUAAGAUUUGUGGGGACACAAUGCAGAGGGCCUUCCUCGAAUGGGCCUAUGCCAAAUUUGAGGUUGACGAGCUGUCUCAGGUCCAGCAUUUUCAGUGCCCUGCAUGCACACCCUCCAUAUUGGCAGUUGCAGUGGAUGGGAACCGCAAAUUAUAUCGUUUAAAAGCCAACCAGGGUACCUGAUGGGUUUUUUGAUGGAGUCUUUUUGGCCAAUGAUGCUGAGGUGUCCUCCUUUGUUGAUUACAUCCAUGGAACAACUGGACAUAAUCCAGGGAAAGGGAGAUGUGGUGCUGGUCAGUGGACCGCAGCACGAGAGUCUGCCAACAAGUCUGGAAGCAAACUAGACGAGGAAGGUGUUGAAGUUGCUGUCUGCCGUCAUGGGGUUUUGCUGAAGGGACUGAAUAUGUUCCGUGGAGAAAUAUUUGCAUACCCAUUAUAUCUCCAGAAACAGCUAGCUUCACAGACCGUCCAGUUUUUUUGCUCUGAUGUGGUCUGCAAAUAUUGGCCAUAUCUGCAGAAAGUUGUGGACCACUGUCCAGAGUUGGAGGACUUGCUGAACAUGCGCCCAUUUCUCUCCAUCAUGCAUGCAAAAGCGCAUUCAUGGAUGUGUGAAUUAAAAUGGGGGGGACGCAAUCAAGAAGGAGCUGGAACAACAAUCGGGGAGGAGGUUGAACAGGUUAACAGCUUCCUCUCUCGAGCAGCCAUAUGUUCCAAGUACAUGUCAAAAGCCGGUUUAUGUGACAAUAUUAGAGAAUGAUCAAUGUAGUAUCUGACCUGUGGUCCUCACUGUGAACCUAAAUUACUGCACAUACAUUGUGUGUCAAGUUCGCACAGACAUGCUAACAAUCCAGGCAAGUGGCUGGAACAAGCGAAAGGCAGAAAACCUUGACCGGACACUGGCCAAAAGAUACAUCAAGACUGUACAAAGGAUUGCAGAGGCAACAAAGGACCUGGAGAAACUCACAGCUGAGUUAUCUCUAUAGCAAGACACAGUCCAGCAGUGGGUGUCUGAUGUUCAGCAGUGGACCUCAGGAGCAACAAUCCAAAAUGACCUGCAGAGGACCAUCGAGGAGCUAUAUCUGGGCAUCAAACAGCGAAAAGUUCAGCUGUAUCGUCAGUCUGGUGGGAACAAGCGAAGGCAUCAACUGAGAAGAAAGAUUGCUGUUGAGAAGAAAGCCUUGGAAGUUGCCAUCAAUGACCACAAUGCUACUGUGGGGGAAGUUGAAAAACUGCCUCCUCCCAAUGAACUCCUGGCUGUGGAUAACUACUCCUGGCCAUGGGAAUGUCAUGGUGAUAUGGAGCGGAAAAAAAAUGUUUUUGACAAGGUAAUGCUGCUGGCUAGACUGAAAGAAGAAGAAUUUAUUGUGGUUCGCGAAGUCAAGCAGCUCAUGGAGUACAUGAGGAGUGUUGCUGGACUGAUUGAAGAGUUUACCU